AUGGGGAAAAGGGCGGAGCAAAGUGUAGCUGGUGAAGUGGACGUGCGGCCUCACCUGGAGGACCUGAGCAGUGAUGUGAUCUCCAGAGCCGCUUUUGGUUGUAGCUAUGAACAGAGCAAGCGCAUCUUCCUCGUUCAAAAAGAACAAAUUGGCCUCUUUUUUAGGAUUAUGCAGUUCACCUUCAUCCCUGGAUGGAGGAAUUUUGACGGCAAGAACAGUUCACAACAAAUAUCAAGUUGGGAAACAUACGCAUUCCUCCCGGAACUAUGCAAGUUGCUGAUGCUUCUGAUCCACCGAGGCCAAGAAAUGUGGGGUGACGAUGCCAAAGAGUUCGAACUGGAGAGAUUGUCUGAGGGAGUGUCAAAAGUGACCAAGAACGUGCUCUGCUUUUCGUCCUUCAGUUGGGAUCCUAGGACUUGCAUUGGCCUAAACUUUGUACUCCUUGAAGCCAAAGUUUUCCUGGCCUUGGUAAGCAUGAUACUGUUUCAGGUGCUCAGGUUACAUACACCUGGAUAUAUGACAACGAGAAACAGUUCACAAGACAACCCAGUUGGGAGGUUCUUCGAGGGAGUCUCGAAGGCUGGCAAGAACAAGCUCUGUGGUUUCCCUUUAUGUGGGGGUACUAGGACUUUGCACUGGCCAAACUAUGCACUCCGUGAAGCCAAAGUUCUCCCGGCCUUAGUUCUGCAGAAGUUCUCAAUACAGCCAUCUCCAUCUCACAAGGAUGCCCCUAGUCGUUUGCUCGCUUCUCUAAUGUUUGUUUUGAUUGGUUGCACUAGUUUGUUUCUUAUAUUUGGACAAAGUUCCUUCGGAGAUAUAUUCGUUCCUGUGACUAGUUUCCGUUUUACGGAAUUGAAUACGUUAGAUAAACAGAUAGACAGCAAAGGAUACCAGACAUGA
This is a messenger RNA of Eucalyptus grandis, 900 nucleotides long. Its product is annotated as cytochrome P450 CYP72A219-like. Gene Ontology annotation, molecular function: monooxygenase activity; oxidoreductase activity, acting on paired donors, with incorporation or reduction of molecular oxygen; heme binding. The coding region runs from base 1 to 900 and encodes 299 amino acids. The record is from RefSeq and is a predicted model, not a curated record. Lineage: Eukaryota; Viridiplantae; Streptophyta; Magnoliopsida; Myrtales; Myrtaceae. The transcript has 4 exons.